AUGAUUGAUCAGUUCGCCAUAUUUACAGCACAGGGACAGCUUCUGUUCCAGUAUGCGUCGUUGAAGAAGCGCUUCUCGGAGCAGCUAUGCAACAAGUUUAUUCAUGAACUGAUAUCGCGGCCGCCUGCUAUUAAUGAAUCGAAGUUCGCCACGGUCUCAGUUGAUUCGCAUACGUUUAUCUUUCGCGAGACGAAGGCCACACGGCUGUUCUAUGUUGCCUCAUAUGCAUCUGCACCAUCGCUGACUCUGAACCACGAGGCAGAGCAGGUGGUGGACAUGUCUCUGCAGUUGUGGGAUUCGCUUGGACUUGACAGUGCGCUGAGGGCAGCGCGGAAAGAGCCGAAAGGCUCGAUUACUCUGGAAGCGGUCCAGGAGGAGCUUUUCAAGUUUGAGAAGUACUUUACCGUGAAGUAUGAGUCUAUGGUAGAGAAGGAGCUAAGUACAAAGAGCAUACGAGACUCGUCGCCUGCUGCCCAACAGCUGAAAAAGCCUACCAAUAAGAAGGCGACAACCGGUGGCACACAGAAGACCCGGAGGUGGAACUCCAAUGGGAUGUUGGACGACUCUAAUGUCAACGCCGAUCAGUUAGACUUUUCACCAAUACCAGACGACAUUUCUACCGCACCGGCCGAGGUGACCAAUGUGAACCAAAGCGACUUCGGUUCGCGCACUGAGGAUGGUCAGUUUUUGAUAAAGGAGAUCGAUAACAUGCUCUCGCAAGCAAAAAAAGAUUCGACUCGACAGCCUAGUUCUGCCGGGGCUCCUGCUGGCGUCUUGGGAUUCCUGAGGAAAAAGUGGCUAGGAAAUAAGACCAUCGACGAAGGAGAUCUGCAUGCUAUUCUUGAGAAGUUCAAGAAGCAUUUAAUUGGUAAGAACGUAGCCCCGGCUGCGGCUGAUUAUCUUACCUCUCGAGUCUCUGAACAACUCGUUGGACUAAAGACAGCUAGUUGGACUAGCGUGGAACAGACGGCUCGUGACGCGUUGGAACAGGCGCUGAUCAGUAUUUUAACCCCGGGGGUAUCAGUCGAUCUGUUGCAUGAGAUACAGAAGAAGGUUGGAAACAAGGUAGACGCAAAGUGCGAUCCAUAUGUAUUUUCGAUCGUCGGGGUAAACGGUGUGGGAAAAUCCACUAACCUAUCGAAACUAGCUUUCUGGCUGUUGCAAAACAAGUUUAAAGUUCUAAUUGUGGCAUGUGACACCUUCAGGUCAGGCGCGGUAGAACAAUUACGGGUCCAUGUAGAGAAUUUGGCUCAAUUGACCGACGAUAAUCAUGUGCGCGGCUCAAAAAACAAGCGAGGCAAAAGUGGUAAUGAUGCUGUGGAAUUAUUCGAAGCAGGCUAUGGCGGCUCUGAUCUUGUCACCAAGAUUGCUAAACAGGCUAUUAAAUACGCCCGAGAACAACAGUUUGACGUUGUGUUGAUGGAUACCGCAGGCAGAAGGCAUAAUGACGCUACAUUGAUGUCACCUUUAAAGUCUUUUGCAGACCAGGCGAAGCCCGACAAGAUUAUAAUGGUAGGAGAAGCGCUCGUCGGCACGGACUCCGUCCAGCAGGCUAAAAAUUUCAACCAAGCAUUUGGGAAGGAUAGAAAUCUGGACUUUUUUAUUAUUUCUAAGUGCGACACAGUAGGCGAGAUGUUGGGAACGAUGGUAAAUAUGGUCUAUGCCACGGGUAUCCCGAUAUUGUUUAUUGGUGUUGGGCAGACGUACACUGACCUCAGAACCUUGAGCGUUACUUGGGCAGUCAACUCGUUGUUAUCGUGA
Messenger RNA from Eremothecium gossypii ATCC 10895, 1761 nucleotides. It is a transcript of the gene SRP101, whose product is annotated as Signal recognition particle receptor subunit alpha. Bases 1 to 1761 code for a protein of 586 amino acids. Gene Ontology annotation, molecular function: GTPase activity; GTP binding; ATP hydrolysis activity. Gene Ontology annotation, biological process: SRP-dependent cotranslational protein targeting to membrane. NCBI's taxonomy places the organism in Eukaryota, Fungi, Ascomycota, Saccharomycetes, Saccharomycetales, Saccharomycetaceae. Gene Ontology annotation, cellular component: signal recognition particle receptor complex; endoplasmic reticulum membrane. The transcript has a single exon. The record is from RefSeq and is marked provisional.